CGGAAAUCGUUAAGUGCGGCAGCCAGCCUGAACGAACCACAGACCACGGUUUUCGAGAACUGAAUUUCUAAAAAAAAAAGGAAACAAAAGCAAAACGAACACUAAAAAUAUCACCUCAUCGAUUACGAAAGACUCAAACAAGAAUGAGUAAGUUCGGAUCACUGGCCGACGGAUCCCUGGGUCUGAUGAACGGUCGUAGAUCGGGUUUCACAAAUUUGUCGUCGUCGUCGUCGUCGUCGCGCAGUUCCCGUGGGAUAUAUCCGCGUCAUUUGACCGACGAAGGUCUUGCCUCCCCUGGGAAAACCGAAGUUCAGCCGAAUCUAAGUGCGACAAAAGAUGCGGCUAGGGAGAAUUACGAGCUUGCAUCUUACGGCUACGGAAAGAAUCACGUGAAGCUUCUUUACGUCCAUCGGGACGGCGCGCGUCAUGAAAUUAGGGAAUACGAAGUCGACACUCAUCUCAGACUGGAGACCCAGAAAGAUUAUUUGGAAGGCGAUAACGAGGAUAUCAUAGCCACCGACAGUCAAAAGAACACCGUCUAUCUGUUGGCCAAAAAACACGGUGUACAAACACCGGAGGAAUUCGGACUUCUUAUUUGCGCCCACUUUCUUUACACGUACAAACACGUCGCGGAAGUGAACGUGAACGUCGAGGAGUAUCCGUGGCAAAGGCACAGAGUCGACGGGGAACAACAUAAUCACGCUUUCGUAUUCACGCCAAUUGUGACGAGAUAUUCCCAAGUUACCCAGCUGAGAAAUGAGUCCCCAAGGAUUCGAGGAGGUUUGAAAAAUUUGCGAGUUUUGAAAACGACGCAAAGUUCUUUCACGGAUUUUAUUCAGGACGAGUACAGGACACUCCCAGAUGCUGCGGAUAGGGUUUUUAGUACAGAAGUUACGGCGUCUUGGGAUUUUUCUACCUCUCACGGAGUUAAUUUUGACGCGGUCUGGGGAACUGUUAAAGAUUGCAUCCUCGCUAAUUUUGCCGGACCACCUCAGACCGGAAUUUAUUCACCGAGCGUACAGAACACGCUUUAUUUAACCGAAAAGUGCGUCCUGGAUAAAGUGGAUCAGAUACAAAGCAUCGAAAUGCGUAUGCCGAACAAGCAUUACUUCACAUUGGAUAUGAGCAAAUUUUCUAAGCUAGUUCAAGGCGAAAAUCAGGAGGUUUAUCUUCCGGUCGACAAGCCCGCCGGUAUAAUAUACGCUCAACUAGACAGGAAGUCGAUAGGCUCCAAAUUAUAACGCGAACCAAGCCUCUCUAGACUACCAAGAAUUCUUACUUUCCUAGUUUACGUAUGUACCCUGUAUGGAUGUAAAAAAAAAAAAAAACACAAAAAAAAAAAAAAAACAAACCAAAGGCCACGACAGAAAACAAAGCAAAGAAUCAUCGAUAAGACGCGUGUCGCGGAAAUGACUCAACCGCGUAAACGAGUAAACAAUCCAUUAGGUGAGAGAAACAGAAGAAAA
This is a messenger RNA of Athalia rosae (coleseed sawfly), 1466 nucleotides long. Its product is annotated as uricase. Gene Ontology annotation, biological process: purine nucleobase catabolic process; urate catabolic process. The record is from RefSeq and is a predicted model, not a curated record. The transcript is spliced from 4 exons. Bases 144 to 1241 code for a protein of 365 amino acids. Lineage: Eukaryota; Metazoa; Arthropoda; Insecta; Hymenoptera; Athaliidae. Gene Ontology annotation, molecular function: urate oxidase activity. Gene Ontology annotation, cellular component: peroxisome.